CACAUUACACACAAGAAAAUGGCUCUAUCUCCAGAAAAACUGUAUGAAGAAUAUUCAGUAGUCAACAAAGCUAUCUCUUCCCACGAAAAGAAACAUUGAAUUAAUGUUCCCAGAUACAACACCACCACACAAAAGUGUUUGCAAAUUGCUUCUGCUGUAAUAUUACGUGCCAUGGUACUCCUGGGGAAAAGUACAUUCAGUUAAUGGAAUUCCACUAUCGGCAGUCACAUCCAAUCGCACUGUAGAGACUUGUCCACUGGGAUUCUGCCAAACUGUCGAAACAUCACCCCAGAACCAGUCAACAAGUUAGUCUUUUGGUCACCGUGUGAAACUAGUCUUUUGGCCGCCGUGUGAAGCUCGUCUCAUAGGAUUUGUGUACCAAGAUAGCCUAGCGCCCCGAAUCACUAGCAGAGCAUUCUUAUUCUCACUUACUUCCAUCUUCCGAGGCGGCCAGGGUCCAGCACCCCACUCACUAGCAACAAAUUCCAAAUCCUGUGCUGCCAUGGCUCCAAGAUACUGGCUCUUCUUGGCCUGGUGGCUACCGCUGAUACUGGCCGUCGUGGUGGCUGAGGAGCAAGCGGAAGGCUGCUCGGCUACGAGCUGUGGCAACGUCACCAUCUCUGACCCAUUCUGGCUCUCUGAUUGGCAGACGGAAAGAUCAUGUGGUUCCCCGGAUUUCGAGAUCACCUGCCUUAACGACACUCCAGUUUUACCAAGCUCUGUACCCAGCGUUGGAUUCACAAUCAUGGACAUCUUUUACGAGGAAGAGAGUUUGCGCGUUGUGGAUGUCUGCAAGCUGACAUUGUUGCAAGCCUCCAACAGCUGCCAAGUAACGGUCUGGAACACCUCCGACAAGCUGGGCAUCCCGUUCAAGAUCGACCCCAUCAACCUGAACCUCGUGAUGUACAACUGCACAUCGGCUUCCAUGGUACGUCGGGACAGAGAGCUGGAGCAGACAAGAAUGAGGUGUGGGAACGAGAGCCAGGUGUUUGUCCGCACGGAAGGGAGUUACGAUGAGACGAGUGCUAUGGAGGGCUGCGACACUCUCGUAGUCGUGCCGGUGCUGGGUGGUGCAAACGGCAAGGCAAACACGAGCGACUACGAGCAGCUCAUCGGCGGCGGCUUCCUCUUGAAAUGGCAGCGUGCACCUGUCAGUGGUAGAAAGAGGGCCUUCAGGAAGAUCAUGUUAAUAGCUUUGACAUCAGCAGCUGCAACCUUGCUCUUUACAUGUAUUUAUUUCCUGAUAUGGCAUAAAAAGGGCAAACGACUAUGGUUUCUCAAGAAGACAAGCAGCAACAAUGAAAAGAAUUAUGAGGCCAUGAUAGUAUCUUAUGGAUCCCUAGCGCCAAAAAGAUACAUGUACUCAAAGGUAAUGAAGAUAACGUCUUCUCGCAGUGAUCAGCUUGGAAGAGGUGGUUAUGGUGUAGUUUACAAAGGAAGACUACAUGAUGGUCGUUUGGUUGCUGUAAAAUUCUUGCAUGACUGCAAAGGAAAUGGAGAUGAGUUUCUGAAUGAGGUUAUGAGCAUUGGCAGAACCUCUCAUAUUAAUAUUGUUAGCUUAUUUGGGUUUUGUUUGGAGGGAUCAAAACGAGCUCUUAUAUAUGAGUACAUGUCCAACGGUUCCUUGGAUAAGUACAUAUACUCAGGGAACCCAAAAGAAACUUUAGGAUGGGAGAGGCUCUAUGCGAUAGCAAUUGGGAUUGCUCGUGGCCUAGACUACUUGCACCAUGGCUGUAAUUCUCGGAUUGUUCAUUUCGAUAUCAAGCCUCAGAAUAUCCUUCUAGACAAGGAUUUUACCCCAAAGAUUGCUGAUUUUGGUCUAGCUAAAUUAUGUCAUGCAAAUGAGAGCAAGCUUUCGAUGACUGGUCCUAGAGGAACAAUUGGAUUCAUCGCUCCGGAAGUUCACUAUCGAAACUUCGGUGUGGUUUCAACAAAGUCGGAUGUUUAUAGUUAUGGAAUGAUGUUGUUAGAGAUGGUUGGGGGAAGGAAAAAUGUGAACUCAAUGGCAAAAAGUUCCAGCGAACAAUACCACUUCGCAGCAGAUGAUGGAUUGCAAGCAUGUGAUGUCACAAGACAAAUUGAGGAAAUGGCAAAAAAGAUGACCUUCAUUGGCCUGUGGUGCAUACAGAUACUACCCAUUUAUCGCCCUACAAUAGCCAAAGUUCUAGAAAUGUUCGAGAGAAGCUUAGAUGAAAUGGAGAUGCCACCAAAGCAAAACUUUUGUGAACUACUUGAAGAUUCAGCUCAGAAUAUGAGCGUACAAAGUGCAAGUUCUACCAUUCCUGAAGACAUAAGCCUUGUGAAUUCAAAAAGCCUUGAAGAGCUACCAAAGGUGGAUAAAACCAUGGUGGUUGCAAUUGAAGAUUGCCACCCACGGAUCGUCGCGAUGCAUCCCCCAUUGCGGCAACAGCGAGUCCUCCUCUCCGUCGUCCUAGGAACACUCAUCCUCCUGCACCAUGCGACGACGACACCGGCGGCGGCAGCCGUGGUCACCUGCGCGCCGAAGACGUGCGGCAACAUCACCCUGAGCUACCCGUUCUGGCAGACGGACGCCGCGCAGCCGGCGCCGUGCGGCCCGUCGGCGUUCCAGGUGGACUGUCUGGCCGGUGGGCGGGCGUCUCUCUCCCGCUCCUUCCGCGGCGGCUACAAGCUCCUGCGCGUCUCCUACGCGGACCGCACCGUCGUCGUCUCCAACGACAACGUCCAGACGAACGCCACGGGGUGCCCCGUGCCCACCAUCGACGUCUCGGCCAGCCUCAGCCUCGCGCCCUUCUCCGCCAGCGCCGCCAACCGGCAGCUCUUCUUCCUCUUCAACUGCACGCCCCCGCCGGCCCCAGGGUUCGUCGACGUGAUGUGCUCGAGCACGCAGGCUGUGGUGCGGCUGGACGCGGCGUAUAACACGACUGCGGCGAGGGCCGUCACGGGGAGGUGCAACUAUGCGGUGGUGCCGGUGGUCGGGUCUUUGUCGCCGGGCGGGAGUGCUGGCGGGGAGUACCCGCGGCUGCUCCGGGAAGGCUACGUGCUGGAGUGGAGGGCGUCGGCCGGUGACUGUGGAGCGUGCAGCGCCAGCGGCGGCCAGUGCGGGUACGACUCCAACGCCGACGCGUUCGCCUGCGUUUGCGCCGAUGGCUCGUCGCACCCGGCGAGAUGCAAUGACAAGAAAUCAAAGAGGAAGGUCAUCCUGAUAGUAUCGUUGUCGAUCACAUUUGGCUUGCUGCUGGCCUGCCUUGUCACCGCCUUGAAGUUCCACCGACGAAUUCGAAGCUUUAGUUAUUCCACCAUCAUGGACAGAAAAACCAUCCGUGCUGACAACGCAAACGUUGAAAAGCUGUUGAAAAAGUACGGUUCUCUGGCACCUAGGAGGUAUAGGUACUGUGAGCUGAAGAAGAUAACCAACUCCUUCAAAAUCAAGCUCGGCGAAGGUGGCUACGGCACGGUGUACAGUGGCACCCUGCCAGCCGACCACCGGAAGGUCGCCGUCAAGUUCCUGCACCACUCGGGGCCCAAGGGCGAGGAGUUCCUAAACGAGGUGAUCAGUAUCGGCAGGACGUCCCACGUCAACAUCGUCAGCUUGCUCGGGUUCUGCCUCGAGGGCUCCAAGCGUGCCCUCGUCUAUGAGCAAAUGCCCAACGGCUCCCUUGACAAGUACAUCUACUCCGCACCGUCAUCGACAACGGCGGCACCGGUGAAGAGCCUCGGGUGGGAGACGCUACAGGAGAUCGCAUUGGGCGUGGCGAGGGGGCUGGAGUACCUGCACGAGGGUUGCAACACCCGUAUAAUCCACUUCGAUGUGAAGCCCCACAACGUGCUGCUGGACGAAGGGUUCCGGCCCAAGGUGUCCGACUUCGGGAUGGCCAAGCUAUGUGACCCCAAGGAGAGCAUCCUGACCAUGGCCGACGCGAGGGGCACCGUGGGGUUCAUCGCGCCGGAGGUGUUCUCGCGGGGGUUUGGGGUCGUAUCGGCCAAGUCUGACGUGUACAGCUACGGGAUGCUGCUGCUUGAGAUGGUCGGCGGGCGGAGCAACGUGAAGGCCUUCGCCGCUGAGAAGGAGGCCGACCUGUUCUUCCCGCUCUGGAUCUAUGACUACAUGGUCGGGGAAGGCGGCGUGCUGGUGGCGCGGGAGGAGGAUGGAGGCGGUGGCGAGGGGGAGACGAUCGCGAGGAAGAUGGCGAUGGUCGGGCUGUGGUGCAUACAGACCGUCCCGGCGAGCCGGCCGUCGAUGAGCAGAGUGCUGGAGAUGUUGGAGAGGAGCAUUCACGAGCUCCCCAUGCCACCGAGGCCGUACCACCCGUCUUCUCCUUCCUUCUCUCCUUCGAUAUCGCACUCGCUGCCGUCCAGCUACCCAUCUUCUACCUCGGGCUUCACACAACGAUCAAGACCGCUUACACCGGAGAGCACAGUGUAAUUGAAAGAUUGUUUGGAUAAUCAAACAAAGAAGCAAACGGUCAGAUAAACUGAAGAUAACUCAAGUAUUCUACACCACUGACAAGAUUAUUGGCCUGGCGGUGUACUUGUACCAACUAAGUAAAAUACCAAAAGAAAUUUGUGUUUUCUUGCCAACCGUAUCUCCAGGUAGCUUAGUGCAUGUACAGAGUCUUGUGUUGCAUGGAGGAGAGUGAAAUAGGAAAGAUAACAAAACUUAUUCUUCAAAUAGUCGGAUCUGUAUUGUUGCCGGCCGUAAAUUAGUGUAUCAGAGGCGACGAUCGUCCAUAAAUUAUAGGAUGUGGCUAGUUUUUAGCCCACUCAAAAUUAACUUUGUUCACA
Messenger RNA from Lolium perenne, 4764 nucleotides. Its product is annotated as LEAF RUST 10 DISEASE-RESISTANCE proteinUS RECEPTOR-LIKE PROTEIN KINASE-like 2.4. NCBI's taxonomy places the organism in Eukaryota, Viridiplantae, Streptophyta, Magnoliopsida, Poales, Poaceae. Gene Ontology annotation, biological process: protein phosphorylation. The record is from RefSeq and is a predicted model, not a curated record. Gene Ontology annotation, molecular function: polysaccharide binding; ATP binding; protein kinase activity.